Cynara cardunculus var. scolymus (artichoke) is the source of this 1806-nucleotide messenger RNA. Its product is annotated as sugar transport protein 14. NCBI's taxonomy places the organism in Eukaryota, Viridiplantae, Streptophyta, Magnoliopsida, Asterales, Asteraceae. Gene Ontology annotation, cellular component: membrane. Bases 89 to 1633 code for a protein of 514 amino acids. Gene Ontology annotation, molecular function: monosaccharide transmembrane transporter activity. The transcript has 4 exons. Gene Ontology annotation, biological process: monosaccharide transmembrane transport. The record is from RefSeq and is a predicted model, not a curated record.
CAUACUCAUCUCAUCUCCUCAUAUAUCCAUUUCUUAAUAUCUUCCUAUAAAUGUGCUGUGUUUUCUUCACUUUUGUGGAAGUUCGAUAAUGGCGGGCGGAGGAUUUGUGGAUGGACAUGGCGGAGCAAGGGCGGAGCAGUACGAGUAUAACAUCACUUGGUAUUUUGUUUUUGCUUGCAUCGUUGCUGCUCUCGGUGGUUCUUUAUUCGGCUAUGAUCUCGGUGUCUCCGGUGGAGUGACUUCUAUGGAUUAUUUCUUGAAGGAGUUCUUUCAUGAAGUUUAUCAAAGAAAACAAGAACGUCUCAAGGAAACCGAUUACUGCAAAUAUGACAAUCAGAUCCUUACCCUCUUUACGUCAUCUCUUUAUUUUGCGGCCCUUCUUUCUACGUUUGCAGCAUCCCAUGUUACCCGGAACAAAGGUAGAAGAGCCAGCAUUCUUUUCGGAGCAAUCAGCUUCUUUGUUGGUGCAAUUCUAAAUGCUUUCGCACAGAAUAUUGCCAUGCUUAUCAUAGGCCGAUGCUUCCUUGGUGUUGGCAUCGGAUUUGGAAACCAAGCAGUUCCUCUAUAUCUCUCAGAAAUGGCACCUGCAAAGAUCAGAGGUGCAGUAAAUCAAUUGUUCCAGCUAACAACUUGUUUGGGAAUAUUCAUAGCCAACUUUAUAAACAACGCAACUGAGAAAUAUAAAUGGGGAUGGAGAUUAUCACUCGGUUUAGCCACAGUUCCAGCAACGCUAAUGUUUGUUGGUGGACUAUUCUUACCCGAAACACCAAACAGUCUAGUGGAACAAGGAAGACUGGAAGAAGGAAGGAAAGUGUUGGAAAGAGUUAGAGGUACAACAAAAGUAGAGGCAGAGUUUCAGGAUCUUGUUGAAGCAAGCGAAACUGCUAAAGCGAUAAAACAUCCUUUUAGAAACCUGCUGCAGAGGAAGAAUCGUCCGCAGUUGGUUAUAGGAGCUUUGGGAAUACCUGCAUUUCAACAACUCACUGGGAUGAACUCUGUGUUGUUCUACGCGCCUGUGAUCUUUCAGAGUUUGGGAUUUGGUUCAGGUGCAGCACUUUGGUCUUCCACCAUCACUACUGGUGCUCUUGUUCUCGCUACAUUGAUAUCAAUGGCUUUUGUUGAUAAGUUUGGCAGAAGAUUCUUCUUCUUGGAAGCUGGUAUUGAAAUGAUCUGCUGCAUGAUAGCUGUGGCUGUAACGCUAGCCCUAAAAUUUGGGCAAGGUGAGGAGCUCCCAAAAGGAAUUGGCAUCUUUCUUGUAGUUGUGAUCAGCCUUUUCGUUCUAGGGUACGGGAGGUCGUGGGGUCCGCUAGGAUGGCUAGUCCCAAGUGAGAUAUUCCCAUUGGAAACAAGAUCAGCUGGGCAGAGUAUUGUGGUUUGUGUUAACAUGUUCUUUACAGCUUUGGUUGCACAAUGCUUUCUGGUAUCGCUCUGCCAUCUUAAAUACGGCAUCUUCUUGCUAUUUGGCGGUUUGAUUGUCGUGAUGACCAUAUUCAUCUUCUUUCUAUUGCCUGAAACAAAACAAGUUCCAAUUGAAGAGAUACAUCUGCUAUGGCAAAACCAUUGGUUUUGGAAAAGGUAUUGUGUACCUGAGGAUGAACCACAAGUAGAAAGGAAGUUAGAACAACAGGUCUAGAAUUCCAUUGAUGUUAGGUGUUUGUUUUUCUUGCAUGCUCAUUGUGAACAAGUAGUGAAAAUUUCACCAAAAAUGUGCAUAAAUUAUGAAUAUUAUAUUUGUGAAUGAAUCUUUUGAGAUGAGUUUUUUUGGACAAGAAAAUGGUAUAUGCUUCUUGCACACCUUUUUUACUA